AUGCCAUCGGAACCGGAAAAGAUUUUCAACCCCCAUGCGGAUGUCGCCAGCAAGGCGUACAUCAACAGCAUGCAGCAGUACAGGGAGUUCUACCAGCAGUCGUUGGAAAAUCCGGCCCAGUUUUGGGCGAACGUCGCCAAGCAGUUCCACUGGGAAACGCCGUACGAUCCGAAGAAUUUCUUCUCCUACAACUUUGACAUCUCCAAGGGGCCCAUCUUCGUCAAGUGGAUGGAAGGUGCCUCAACGAACAUUUGCUACAAUUUGCUGGAUAGGAAUGUAAAGAACGGGCUCGGUGAUACGGUUGCAUACUACUGGGAAGGAAAUCAUCCGGAUGACUACAGUCGGCUAACGUACAGGAAGCUGCUGGAGGAGGUGUGCCGAUUCGCGAACGUGCUCAAGAGCCAUGGCGUACAGAAGGGUGACCGGGUAUCGAUCUACAUGCCCAUGACCAUGGAGCUCCCGGUUGCAAUGCUGGCGUGUGCGAGAAUCGGUGCCGUUCACUCGAUUGUGUUUGCCGGGUUCUCGUCUGAUUCGCUGGCAGAGCGUAUGCACGAUUGUCAGGCAAAGAUAUUGAUCACCGCCGACGGUGCCUGGCGUGGUGAGAAAAUCCUUCACCUGAAGGAUAUCUGUGAUACUGCGAUGGACAAGGCGGAAGAGCUCGGCCAUCACGUGCAGACCUGUAUCGUCGUGUCGCACAUUAACCGUGUUACGCCGGGCAAGGAGGAUUGGGAUGGUUCCUUUGAUACUCCUUGGAGAGAUGGACGUGACUUUUGGUGGCAUCAGGAGAUGGAAGAUGCCGAACCGGCCUGCUAUCCCGAAUGGAUGUCGGCGGAAGAUCCUCUGUUUAUGCUGUACACUAGCGGUUCCACUGGCAAACCAAAGGGUGUACUGCAUACUACGGCCGGUUAUCUGCUCUACGCUGCGACAACGUUCAAAAUCGUGUUCGACUACAAACCGCUGGAUAUUUACUGGUGCACGGCUGACAUUGGCUGGAUCACUGGACAUACGUACGUUUUGUACGGCCCGUUGGCAAACGGUGCCACGUCGGUCAUGUUCGAAGGUACACCCUUCUUCCCGGACACUGACCGGUACUGGGAAAUCAUCGACAAGUAUAAGGUGACCCAGUUCUACACCGCACCGACCGCCAUUCGUUCGCUGAUGAAGUUCGGUGACGAGCCGGUAUUGAAACAUGAUCUUUCCACUUUGAGAGUACUUGGAAGUGUCGGCGAACCAAUCAAUCCGGAAGCGUGGCUUUGGUACUAUCGCGUGAUCGGCAAGGAGCGUUGCUCGAUCGUGGAUACCUUCUGGCAGACGGAAACCGGUGGACAUGUCAUCACACCGCUGCCGGGUGCCACUCCGAUGAAGCCCGGUUCUGCCUCGUUCCCGUUCUUUGGUGUAAAACCAACGUUGCUGGACGAAAGUGGUACGGAAAUUAAGGGUGAAGGUGAGGGUUACCUAGUGUUCUCGCAACCAUGGCCAGGCAUGAUGCGCACCCUGUUCAACAACCAUCCACGUUACGAAUCGACUUACUUUUCCAAAUUUAAUGGAUACUACUGCACAGGAGAUGGUGCCCGGCGUGACGCAGAUGGCUAUUACUGGGUAACCGGUCGCGUAGAUGACAUGCUGAAUGUGUCGGGCCAUCUAAUGUCCACCUCGGAAGUAGAAUCCGUACUAACCGAGCAUCCGCGCGUAUCGGAAGCAGCCGUCGUAUCGCGCCCUCACCCGGUCAAGGGUGAAUGUUUGUACUGCUUCAUCACACCGAACCAGAACGAAUCGUUCGACAAAACGCUCAUCAGCGAGCUGAAGGUGCUGGUACGGGAACGUAUCGGCCCGUUCGCCCAGCCGGAUGUGAUUCAACAUGCGCCCGGUUUGCCGAAAACACGCUCGGGCAAGAUUAUGCGACGAGUACUGCGUAAGGUGGCAAUCAACGAUCGGGAUGUAGGCGAUACGUCCACCCUAGCGGACGAGGCAAUCAUUGAACAGUUGUUUGCAAAUCGGCCAACCAACUAA
Molecule: messenger RNA, 2010 nt
Organism: Anopheles maculipalpis
Lineage: Eukaryota; Metazoa; Arthropoda; Insecta; Diptera; Culicidae
Gene: AcCoAS
Product: acetyl-coenzyme A synthetase
Exons: 7
Coding region: 1-2010 (669 amino acids)
Molecular function (GO): acetyl-CoA synthetase activity; AMP binding
Source: RefSeq, a predicted model, not a curated record